Messenger RNA from Lucilia cuprina (Australian sheep blowfly), 2329 nucleotides. RefSeq lists its product as uncharacterized. The coding region runs from base 263 to 2131 and encodes 622 amino acids. The transcript is spliced from 6 exons. The record is from RefSeq and is a predicted model, not a curated record. Lineage: Eukaryota; Metazoa; Arthropoda; Insecta; Diptera; Calliphoridae.
CUUCUAGUUCAAUACACCACUUCUAACCACUUUACGUUGCCAUAACAUUUUAAUUUUUAAGAGAUUUUGUUUAUAAAACCAGAAAAAUACAACCUUGUACUCCAAACAUGGCUGUUAAAUCGAUAAAUUCCACAACAAAAACUGUUAUAAAAACUAAAUAAAAAUUUAGAAAUUCUUCAUUCUUAAUAAAAUUUUAAGUAAAAACAAAACUUUCGGCUAAAAAGCACAAAAUUUUACGUAGUACGAAUAGGUGUGAAGAACCAUGGCUAAAAAGGGAGGAGUGCAGCAGCUUCAAGCAGACAUACAAAAUGAUGAAGAUUUUGAAAAGUUUUUAGAGAGACCAGGAUUAUUGGUUUUAGAUGUGUAUUCUGAUUGGUGUGGUCCAUGUUUGGGUAUGGUAGGCAGUUUGAAGAAGAUUAAAUUAGAAGUGGGUGGUGAUAAUUUACAAUUGGCUAUAUGUAAAGCAGAUCAUAUAACAGCUUUGAAAAGAUUUCGUCGUAAAAGUGAACCCACCUGGUUGUUUGUAACGGAGGGCAAAGCCAUUAACCUAAUGUUUGGCACCGAUGUGCCACGUCUUAUGAAAUUGAUAACACUUGAACUUACCCGUCUCAAGGAAGGCAUUAAAUCCCGGCCUGUUUAUAAUAUCGAUGAAUAUCAACCUGAAGAAGUGGCCCGUCGUAAGGUCAAAGAAGAUGCUGAGGCACUGGCAUUACAAAUUGAGACAGCCGAUCGUGAAAAGAAGCGUCUGGCCUAUUUAACGUAUGUUACCGAUACCAUUAUGGAAAAUCUUAGCGAUAUUGGUAUUACCAUCUUUGGUCCACAAGUUAAUCGUGAUAUGUUUAAGAAAAUCAAUGAACCGGCCGAUGCUUUAAAGAUCCAGUGUAAAGAUCGUAAAGUUGUACAGAUCUCCAAAGCAGAUUUUGAUAUAAUACAUUUCAAAUGUCCCAAUCCUUUAAAUGAUGAUGUUUUGAAUCUAUUAAAUGGCAAAGAAUUGUUGGUGUGCUUUUGGAAAUUGCCAGCAGAGGGAGAGGAAAUUCCCAUUUUACUAAAACAAUAUGAGCAUGAAUUGACUAAAACCGUCACCGAACCAGCGGAUGAGUUUAAUGAAGAAGAAAGGGUAACGCCAGCUAUAAUAGCGCCCAUGGAUGUUAAGGUGGAGUAUGAAGUAGAGGACGAUGAUAUAUGCCUUGAGGAAGAAACUGCUGAACCAGUAGAAGACAUCGCAGAACCUGAAGGUGAAAUCAUUGAACCGGCCGAUGAAGAAGAAGCCGAAGAAGAUGAAUUGGAUAUUGAGGUCGACAAUGAGCCUUCACCUCCCGAAAUUCCUAUUUUAGAUCUCGAUCUGGGUUUAGAUGAACCCAAACCCGAAGAAGAAAAACCUCCAGAAAUCGUUGCAGUAACAGAGAUUCCUAAAAAACGUACUUGUACUAAAACCGUAACCAUACCGCCCAUUUGGGUACCCAAUAAUCAUCGCACCCAUGCUGCUCUUAUUUAUGUGUAUUUUCAUAACCAAACUUCUGCAUUUUUACCACCCGAUCCUGUGCCGGAACCACCACAUGUCAUCAUGGCUUUUGAUGCUUAUAAAAAGAGAGACUUAAUCAGUCAUGCUGAGUCUCAUAAAGAUGAUGUUCCCCUCUAUGGUUUCUUUACCAGUGAAGAUCCGGAUGAGGCAAAAUUUAUUGCAAAUUCGGCAGCGAAAUACAAGCCAGUGUCUGCCAAUGACAAACUCAUCCUUAAAGUCAAUAAAGCCUCAUCCAAUACCAUGUUAUCUUUGGUCACUUAUGGCCCUAGUUAUGUCAGUCCCAAUUCCGUGGUGGGUCAUGAAGAAGCCAAAAAAUUCUUCCCCGAAACCUAUAAAACUGCCGAACAGGAAGCAGCUGAAGAGGCCGCCAAAGAAUUGGAAGAUCCCAGUACAAAACGUAAAUCCAAAAAAUCACGUUCUAGUAAAACAACUGGAGAUAUCGAAGCGCCUACUACACCCACUAGUGGUGAAGAGGAAAGCGGUGAUAGUAUAACAGCGGCAGCAGAAGGUGAUGCUGAAGGCGUAGAAACGGUAACAGCCGAUGCCGUAGAUGAAGGAGCUAAAGUUGAAAAUGUGGAGGCAGCUGAGGCACAGGAUACAAAUAAUUAGCAAACACCAGGAAUUCAAUAUUUAUUUUUAUAUAUUUUCAUAUAGAUAUUUUAUAAAUUGUUUGUUCUCAGUUCAUAGCAAUGCACAUUAUUGUUUUGUUAUUUGUUUAGAAAAAUUACUUAUUAAUUACUUAAACCUCUUUUUUUAAUAUAAAUAACUUAAAAACUAAUAAAUAUUGAUUAUAUACAAAUAUUUAAU